Messenger RNA from Pseudonaja textilis, 975 nucleotides. NCBI's taxonomy places the organism in Eukaryota, Metazoa, Chordata, Lepidosauria, Squamata, Elapidae. The record is from RefSeq and is a predicted model, not a curated record.
UCAAAGUUCACCCCAUUUUUUUCCCUGAUCACAGAAUGAAUAGAACUGUAAGGAACUAAGAACUGGCAAGUGGAAGAAAACAUGAUAGCUUUAAAAAUGUUAAUAUUUUUGUGGAUAUGUCACUUUGUUCUUCUCCAAGGUCCUGAGCCUAAGGAGAAUAGCAGUCUCUUUCUUCCCACCUUGGCAGAAUCCACAGGUAUAUCUAAACUAAUGAUUGCCACAAAAGAUUUCCAGAAUGAAAAACCAGACUUUCCUACUACCUCUUAUCCUACAGAAGAAAGACCAGCAGCAUUAACAGUGGCAGCAUUAAGUAUCAUCAUUUUCAUUGUCAUUCUGGUGGUGAUUGUAAUAAUCCUUGUCAGCGUAGUCAGCAUAACAUUCAAUGGCCGUCACUGCAAAAAGGUAACAGCUGUUCGGAUGCUGUUACUACAGUUGGCAGUAAGAAUGCUUUAUUGAUCUCUAUGAAGACUUAAAUGCAACCAGCCGCAAAAAUCUUGUGAAGGUCUCAUGAAGAAGCACUCAUGAAGAAUAGGAGGAACUAAACACUAAACACUUCAUUUUUAUUAUAUUCAGCAAAGCAUUAAGAUGUUAUCAUUUGGAAUAUAACUAUCUGAAUUGCAUUAUAAUCAGGUUUCAUACAGUAUUUGAAUGCAAAAGGGUAGUUUGGAUCCUGGGGGGCACAAACAUAACUUGUAUCUGUAAUUGUUUAAACUAGACAGGCCUUCCUAUAGGAUCAUAUGUGGGUCCACUGCAGCUGCUAGCAAUCUGGAAAAGAUGCAGAUGGUUUUAAGACCUGCUGCAAUCACACUCCUGCAUGCUCCAAAGGGCCUUUUCAUCUUUCUUUAGGACCAUUGCACAGGCCUCACAAUCAGAUAAGUGAUCCAAUAGCCUAGUAUCAUAUACUCAAGAGCAUUCAGGGCCUUAGGCACAGGGGUGGGAUUCUACCAGUUCGAUUCUCCAGAACCGGUUGUUACA